CGUGUGUUUCUGGGAUACUACUGGCGGACUAAUUGUGGUCUGAGUGUCAUGGCGACCAACAGCGAGCAACUUUCCAGAGGUUUCGUAACUGAUACAAAACAAUUCAAGGACACAGAGUGAAAAUUGAGGGUCAACACAUUUUGUGUAUCCCAAUUUGCAGAGCAAGGACAGCAGAAUUUCACACCUAAAACUAAGAUUGGAAUUUGGUUGUACUGGUUUUUGAUAUGGAAUGUGCCACGAACACCGGUCCUGAGGAUGACCCAACUGAUACUGCUGUUCCACAUGAAGGCAUUACUGUUAAGGAUGGCAGUGAGACCCCAAGAAAGAAAAACAAGAAACAUAAGAAACACAAAAGUAAGAAGAAACGAAAGAAGCGAAAGGGUGAAAAAGAGAGUAGCUCUGAAUCUGGAGUAGAGACAGAUGGAGAUUCUCGAACAAGAACUAGCAUGAAAAAAGAUGUCUCAUCGAACAUUGAGGCAGAUGAUCGUGCAAAUGCUACAAAAAACUGUACAGAAGAUCUUAGUGAUGAGGAAGGUGAAAACAGAAAAAAACAGAAACAUCGCAUUGGGAAGAAGAAGAAGAAAAGACGACGUAAAGAGGACGAAAAGCAAGGGAAAAAAUCCUCAUCUCGCUCCAGAUCAGAGAGUACCUCAGUAUCGGGGUCAGAAUCGGAACCCGAGUCCAAACAAUCACAAAAGUUGCAGUUGGAGUCCUUAAAGUUGGAUAGGAAGUCACCCAUCACUGCAGCCAAGGACAAAUUUAAAGACUGCAUACCCCAACUGGAAGAUAAAAAGAUAAAUGUGUCUCCUGAUCACAGUGAAGAAGAAAGCUUGACACCAAGAGGGAGAAGAAAUGUUUCUCCUGAGGGUGCACUAAUUGCAGAUAACGAGACUCAUACUGAGAGGGACAGACAUGUGGAAUCUAUUGGCAAACAUGAAAGUUUAAGUAAAGCUCAAGAACUUCCUGAUAUUAUCCCUAAGCAAGAGAAUGUGCAUAAAGAGCAAGCUGGGCAGAAGGAUAUCUCAAAGGAAGCAAAUAGGAAACAGAAAGAUAAGAAAAAACUGUCCCUCUCCAGGUCAAGGUCACGAUCACUCUCAGACACUAAAGGGACAAAAUCUAAACAUAGUCGCUCCAGAACUCCAAAGCGGUCAUUUGGUAAAUCAGGACAUCGUAAUGACAGUUCGUCUUCAAGGGAGAGGUCUGAGUCUGCCUCUGGUGGGAAAGAUCGAGCAAAAACAAGAUACUCAAGAUCUCCAUCAGGAAGGUCACCAUCCAAAGCAAUAAAGAAACCUGGACGCAGGUCAAGGUCAGUCUCUGGAAGGAGAGGGUAUCGCUCUGACUCAAGAUCUAAUGAAAGGACUAGAAGAUCAAGGACCAGGUCCCCAUGGCGUAGUCACAGGUCAAGAUCUAGGUCAGCUGGAAAACCAAGGCGUUCAGGCUCGAGAUCAAAACAAUCCAUUUCUCGACGGAAGAUUCGUCGCUCAAGAUCACGAUCCAGAUCUGGAUGGAAAGGAAGACGCUCAAGGUCUCGCUCUCGCAAAAGGACACCUAUAUCUCGGAAAAGACGGUCCAGGUCCAGAUCUGUCCGAAGAGCAAGGCGAACACGCUCAAGAUCCAUUGUGAUCCUAAAGAGAUCAAGAUCAGACUUGAGGAAGAACAAAAGAUCUAGAUCAAGGUCCUUGCGUAGAAAUCGAUCAAGUUCGUUAAGUCCAAGAUGUCGAAGUAAGUCUCGGUCCGCUCAACGCCUUAGACCCUCUCAAUCAAGAUCUCCUGCAGUCUGUCAAAGGAGUUCAAAAUCCAGAAGCCCUCUAAGCACAAAGUCAGAAUCAGUAUCUCCACCGCGAUGCAAAAGAUCCAAGUCACGAUCAUCUUCACUUAAUUCAAAGUCUGAAUCCCCCAAAUUAAGAAGGCCUAAAAAGAAUAAAGAUAAACGAUCAAGAUCUGUUUCACAGAGAGACGCAUCAAGAUCUAUUUCCAGGGAACAAAAGUCAUCUGAUAGUCUGUCCCCUGCCAAGAAAGCAUACUCUAAAUCUCCCACUCCUUCUAAAGAAAAAAAAUCUUCAAGGGAUAAGAGUUCAAAGGAAUCUGAGACUAAAUUGCACAUUUUGGAUACUAGCAAGGAAAGUUUAGAUUUAAAAGAGAAUGCGGGGUCAAGUGGAUGGAAACCAGUGUCUACUGAAUGUUCACCUGUGCAAAAGACAUCAAAUGAGGAUUUAAAAUUAUCUGAAUGUGACAAACAAAGUAAAAAAAAUAAUGAAGACUUUGAAGAUCCUUCCGAUUGUGAAGGAAGACAAAAUCGAUCCAGGUCCUCCUCCUCAGAACCAGUGCCUCAGUGCGGGACUGUAGGGUCAGAUGAAGAUGAUCGCUCGGGCAGUUCACGAUCACCUUCACCAAGUACAAAAAAAAAGGAAUCAAAGUCCUCCAAUAGAAUGUCUCCUAUUCGGAGAAAACGCUCAAGCUCGGCUUCGUCCACCCAGAAGAGGCGAUCCAAAUCAAAAUCUGUGAGCGCAAAAAGGAGGUCAAGGUCUCCUGCAAGAAAACGCAAAUCCAGGUCUCCCUCACCUAGUCGAAAAAGGAUAAUAAAAUCACGGUCCCCUGUUCGGAAAAGGAGAUCACGUUCAAGAUCAGCCAAUCGGAGGGCAAAGUCAAGGUCUAAAUCUCACACAAGGACCAAGCGUUCAAAAUCCCCUAAGCGAAAACGGUCAAAGUCUAGAUCGCCAGUCCGUAAAAGGAGAUCCAAAUCGCGUUCCCCUGCUAGAAAGCGUAGAUCUCGAUCCCGGUCAAGAGCUCGACAGUCGCGAUCCAAAAGAUCACGCUCUGUGUCACGCAGAAGGAGACCAGCAUUUCAAGGGAGGUCUUUUGAUAGACGUGAUAGGUGGAAACGUGAACCGAGCCACUCGCCAAUUCUGAUUCUCCGCAAAAGGAGGUCUACCUCGAGAUCUCGCCGCAGUUCUAGCAAGACGCCACCACGCCUGACUGACCUAGAUAAAGAUCAACUGUUGGAGAUUGCAAAGGCUAAUGCUGCUGCAAUGUGUGCAAAAGCUGGAAUGCCCAUACCUGAAAGUCUCAAGCCGAAGGCAAUUCUACAGUUACCCCUGCCAACACCAGCUCCAACCCCCUUGUCUCUGCCUCUACCACUGCCUGUGCCCAAUUUACCUAUGAAUCUGCCCAUGGGCAUACCAGGUAUGCCUACAAUGCCAAACAUGACAAUGAAUGCUGCCAUGGCAAGUAUGACAGCAGCAACGAUGACCGCUGCCCUCUCUAAUAUGGGUGCCCUGGCAGCUAUGCCCUCGAUGCCUCCCCUUCCCACCAUUACCAACAAGCCCCCUCCUGCACCCACGCCUAAUCUCGCCAACAUUGAAGAGGUCAAGAGGAAAGUGACUCAACAGGCUAACAGCAUGAGCAUCAAGGAAUUCACAGAGAAAUGUAAACAGAUUGCAGAGAGUAAAGAGGAGAUGAGGAUUGCAAGACCACAUGUUUCUGAUGAUGAAGAUGAUGAUAAUCGGUAACCCACUGUCGUCCUCCUGUAUUCCGAAAACAGUCCUGAUAAUGGACACCUGUGGCUCAUAUUUGGGAUAAAGGAUGAGCUCUGCCAGAGGCUUUUUGUCAUAUAAAUUAAGCUUUCAUUUGCUCAGAGGACUGGAUAUUUGAGCAACUUGAAAUUUUGAUUUCAAUGGUUUAUUUCAACAAUUAUCUUUUAAUUUUCACUUGUUGCAACAACUGCAAACUACAGGACAUUUUUUUACCAUAGGACUUAACUACCAGGUUAGACCGUUUAGUGUGUCUAAAAGUGAAACAAAGGGGUUAAAGUCUAAAACAGACAUGCUACCUUUCCAGGCUGACAGUGAAAUGUUUAACUUUCAGGACUGUUCUCACCUUUACUAUAUAUGGUGCCUCUUGAUGCCAUUAAGAAUGAUCUCUGGUAGUUUUAACUCAGAAUUAUAGGUGUAACUUUAAAAAGAAAAUACAUAAUUUGUUAUAUAUCUUAGAUCACAGGUCAGAGCUUUUGGUUCAACCACACAUUAGAUCUUUUCGUUAAUGUGCAAUGAUGAGUUUGAGUAUUUUUUGCCUCUGUCUUUUAAAAACCAUUAAUUGUAAAUCAGUUGUUUAAGUACAUUGAUAAGGAGAAUUCAUUAAUCCGUUAUUUGUUCCUUAACAGUUUUGUGAACUUUUAACAAUUAAAUGUUGAGACUCGAAAUUGUACUUGAGUGCUAUACUUAAUGGAUGGUGUUUGCAUUGAUGUGCAUUGUAAGGUUACUGACCACAGAUUUUCUUUUAAAUACAUUUGGUUAAACCUUGCCAUGCUGCUUGCUGGUGACUGACAUUGUGGUCUGGCUUUAUCUAAAAAUCGCAGAAGAUACUAUUCAUUGUUGACAUUGAGAAUCAUAAAAUACGCCCUUCUCCUCUACAGACCAUGAUGCAGUAAUGUGGUAAUACAGUUCUGUUUUAUCCUGUAAAAUGAAUUGACUGAAUUUUUUGACCCAGCACUGCAGGGCGGAAUGCUGUAUUUUGAGUACUGAGAAUAUUCUGCCACAGGGUUCAUUACAUCGCAUAAGAUUUACAUUAUAAAGGUAAUUGUUUAGACACUAGGCUACUUUAAUGUGUACUGUAUAAUGUGUAGGUGUGCAUUGUCUAUUUUUACUUCACUCCUUUGUUGUGAUACUGUUGCAAUCAUUUUCCUAAUUUCUUAGAAGAAAUGUGAUGAAAGCAUGGCUCCUACAAAUCUCCUCAGAAAAGUCUGAGGUAGACAUAAAAGUUAACAGUUUAAGUGUACAUUUCAAUAUGAAGACGUGUGCCUCACUACGGUUUGGCAAUGUAACACUGAAACAUCCACAAUGAAGAUACAUGUGAUGUUUCACUGCAUUGAUAGGGCUUGAUGAACUCAAUUAAGCAUAAAUUAUUCUUGAGCAGUGUAUUUGGUAUUAGAUCGAUAUUUCAACCAAUUUUCCAACUGGGAAUGUGAAGCGGAUUUGUAUUUUUAAAACCUCAUGGAUUAUUAAGUUUAAUUUUGUCCCAUAUUUGUUCCCCUAAUUGGAAAAAUAAUGUUAUCAUGGAAUGAGCAUUGCCACAUAGGAUACAUUAAGGUUGUUAUGGAGAAGUUGCAUUUAAGACACAAGCCAAGCAUCGCAUUCCUAGCAUAAAAUGUGAAGCGUUUUUUAAAUCCUUUUCAUCACAUUGAAACAAAAUGGCACACACUUUGUAUAUAAGGCAACAUUAAAAAAAAAAAAAAGUGAAAUGAAACUAUGUAAUUGAUUUUUGAAAAUGUAUUUUCUUUUCUUCAUUUCAAAUGAGUUGAUCAAAAUUAUGUUGUUAAAUGAUGGUAGGAACUUCGCGUCGACUUUGUCUCUUAUUGAAGUAUGAUGGGACGAAAUAAUCUCUUAAAUUAACUCUUCAGUGUAUAUUUUUAAUUCAGUGUCUAUUAAAAUGUAUACAAAAAUAA
Molecule: messenger RNA, 5440 nt
Organism: Myxocyprinus asiaticus (Chinese sucker)
Lineage: Eukaryota; Metazoa; Chordata; Actinopteri; Cypriniformes; Catostomidae
Product: serine/arginine repetitive matrix protein 2-like
Exons: 8
Coding region: 225-3509 (1094 amino acids)
Biological process (GO): regulation of mRNA splicing, via spliceosome; regulation of cell cycle
Molecular function (GO): RNA binding
Source: RefSeq, a predicted model, not a curated record